This is a messenger RNA of Delphinapterus leucas (beluga whale), 1842 nucleotides long. NCBI's taxonomy places the organism in Eukaryota, Metazoa, Chordata, Mammalia, Artiodactyla, Monodontidae. The record is from RefSeq and is a predicted model, not a curated record.
UCCGGGGCCCCCGAGACCGGAGUGUGAUGGGGGAGGCCACGUGGGCGCUUCCAUCCGCCCACCCACUUACUUGGGACCGCGGCGUUGGGGGGGCUCGCCGCCCUCCUGGCGGUAGCAAGUCCUGCGUCCGCAGCCUCUGGAGCAGGCCAAGCCACACCGGCGGUCUAAUCUCAGAGCUGAAGCUCGCUAUGCCCUGGGGCCACAUUGCUGCCAAAGCCUGGGGCUCCCAUAAGAGCCCCCCAGUUCUCUGCCUUCACGGGUGGCUGGACAAUGCCAACUCCUUUGACAGACUCAUCCCUCUUCUCCCAAAAGACUUUUAUUACGUUGCCAUGGAUUUCGGGGGUCAUGGGCUGUCAUCCCAUUAUAGCCCAGGUUUCCCGUAUGACCACCAAAACUUUGUGAGUGAGGUCCGAAGGGUCGCAGCAGCCCUGAAAUGGAACCGUUUUUCCCUCCUGGGCCACAGUUUUGGUGGCACUGUGGGUGGAAUGUUUUCCUGUAUCUUCCCUGAGAUGGUGGAUAAACUUGUCUUGCUGGAAUCCUCGCCAUUUAUCCUGGAAACUAACGAACUGGAGAACAUGCUGACUUACAAGCGGAAAGCCAUAGAGCACAUGCUGCAGGUGGAGGCCUCCAAGAAGCCCUCGCAAGUGGUCAGCCCGGAGGAGAUGCUGCAGGGGUUCCUGAAGAACAACAGUCAUGUGGGAGAAGAGUGUGGGAAACUCCUCCUGCAGAGAGGAACCACACAGGUGGCCACAGGUCUGUUUCUGAACAGAGAUCGGAGGAUCACUAGGGAGUCGUAGCUUCAUCGUGAUGCUGUAGCACAACGCGACAGUCCGUAUGGGAGCUCUCUUGAAUUAACCCACUCAGUACGCCCUCACUGAGCCCCGCCUCUGUCGCGCCGUGUGCCGAGAGCUGUGAACACAGAGAAAGUCCUGAGAGCUUCUGCCCUCAGAGGCUUCUUGGCGUAGAGCGGCACAGUCCAAUAGAAGUAUAAUGGGAGCUCGUGUUAACGUCACGUCUUCUAGUGGCCGUAUGAACGGUGAAAACAAACAGGUGAAAUCAACUUUAAUAAUAUUUUCUAACUCAGUGUAUCCAAGGUGUUACCACUUCAGCAUGUAAUCAACAUAAAAAAUUAUUGAGAUAUUUGACAUUGUUUUCUUGUACUAAGUCUUCGAAAUCCAGUGUGCAGUUUACACCUACAGUGUGUCUCAGGCUGGACUAGCCCCAUUUCAAGCUCUCAGUAGCCACAGAUGGCGGAUGGUUACCGUGUGGACAGUAUAGACCUAGACCUCUUAAAUGGUCGUAAGACGGGGAGGUCAGGGCUGUGAUGGAGGCCAGCAGUGGCUGCGGGGACACCAAGGUGCACUCUUUCUGCACUGUGGCUUAAGCAGGUUUCUUUCUCAUGGAAACAGUCGGUGGAGGUAAGCGGGCUGUGCUUGCCGAGAGUCCAGAGCCCAGGCUGGCUGGGCAGCGUUACAAGGCAGCCCGUGGACCAGGAAAGGAGGUGUGGAGGGGCCACGCCUCAGUCCCAAACCUAAGCCCAGAAGUAGCCCAGGUCACUUGUCUGCAUUUAGUUGCAUGGCCACACCUGGCUGAGGGGAGUCUGGGACAUGUCUAGCUGGGCAGCCAUGAGCCCAGGAAGAGGGAGAACAGAUUUGGAGGUGGAGGGGGGAAGUCUCUGGCCUGAGGGAGUUAAAGCCCUCUGUUGAGGCAGUGAUACGGUUGGGCAGUGGGCUUGGUCCUGGUUAGGUGGCCGAAGGGGCCCCCACUGUUCCCAAGAGAGACCGGUUUCUGCCCCCCGGCAAUGCCAGGGCCUUGUGGUGAGAAUUCACUGGGGUUUUGUCU